This is a messenger RNA of Paramuricea clavata, 3773 nucleotides long. NCBI's taxonomy places the organism in Eukaryota, Metazoa, Cnidaria, Anthozoa, Malacalcyonacea, Plexauridae. The record is from the annotation of a GenBank genome assembly.
AUGGCGAAGUAUGUUGAUAGGUUACGAACUUGGACGAAUCCAACAAUUGUUGUUAGUCAACACAGGCCAAAAUUACAGGAUGGUUUACUAGACAAAGGUAGAGACAGAGGUAGCUAUGGUUAAUUUCAGUUAAAGAAAGAAAAUCAUCGAUGCUGACACUCCUGACAGAGUAUUUGCUAAUCUUCUAUGUAGCUUUUUAUAUAUCGGUCCCUUAAAACAAACGAGGAUGAGAGUGCGGCAUGAGAGUUGGCAGUCACGCGAAUUCGGUUAGCUGUUCUGAAUGCUUUCCCAGCACUAUCAUGUAUUCUAUUGAAGUUAAAACAGAGUUGGAAGACUCAUCAAGCAUUUAUUUUGUUAAUCUAGAGCUUAAAAUGUCCCCAGUAACAAUGCGUGACUGGCAACUCUCAUGGCAUCGUUUGACAAGCGUUACGUGUUCAACUUUGGAAAUAUUGACAGUUAGAAUAGAUAUUAAGCAAGUAUAAUUAAUUGAACUGUCAAUUCUAUUUAUUUGCCUCCAAAUACUGCAAUAUAAUGAAACGAAUUGACAUUAUUUUCUUUGAUUUGGAUUCUUGCACUUCACUUGGUGGAAUUAAUAUUAGAAUGUUAGGGUUUGUAAUCCAAGUGAGAAUAUAUACAUCGCUGAAUGCACCGGAAUCGCAGGGCCGUAGGUUCAAUUCCUACCAGAGGACCUUGUGCUGCAUUUUUCGCAGUCGUUCCUGGUUAGGUCUUAAAAUGUAUAUAUUCUCACUUGGAUUACAAACCCUAACAUUCCAUUAUUUUCUUUCCAUGAUAUACUGUAUAACUGCUGGUUAACCACAUGGAACUCCAGGGAGAACAGUUAAGAACGGUUGAUUAAUACUAGGGCUCCUGCAGUAACAGUGGACAAGUAAGGAGCGGUCAUCACUUAUAAGCCUAAGCAGUUCAGUUACCCUACCAAGCGGGUCAUGCAUGUUUUAUUCGCCCUUUCGAUACAAUAAAACACGAAGUAAAAGACCACAGCAUUGGAAUGCAGCAAGCAAAGGCCCAAGACAUACAAUUAUACAACUUGCCAUACAUCUGGCUUGGCGAUCACGCGUAGGGUUACCCUUCCUAGCAACAUAGCCCUAGUGGUAGGGUAACCCUAUGUUUUUUACCCUCUUGGUAGGGUAGUGGAAGGGUUACCCUACCUCCAUGUCAACAGGCACUAAGUCAUAUACCUGUCACGUUUUACCGAGGAAGAGUUACUAUUUUUAGACUUUUGUAAUUUUCAGGUAUUCUUUUGUAUUUUUAACUUAACUCUAUUCCUAAAUCUAACCCUUACUCUAAUCCUAAUCUUAAUCCUUUCCCUAAUCCUAAGCCUACUGAACCCUAAAAAGUAGUCUAAAAAUAGUAAGUGCAGGUUCCUAAAUCGUGAUUCAUAUGUGUGACCCUGCCUGACGCGUUUACAUGUCUUUUGUAAACAAAAGCAUAGCCAUAGAGAGGAAAGGAAAAAUUGUCGAAGGGAAAUUCACACCAUGACCUCAGAAUGCAAUUAUAAGUGCAUCCAGUCUUAGUAAUAGUGCGAUAGUUAUGUAUAAAUGUAUUAGACUACAGAAUGAUGUAACAAAUGUUGUGUGGCAAAUGCAUUUUUAUGGCAUCUGGGACAUCUGAUUUUUCAGUAGAAUUUUCUGCGGAGGAGCAUGGAUACCCCCUGAUAUAGUGCCCCCAAGUAGUGCCCUUUGUGGCUGAUAUCAGUAUUUACGUUAGGAUCAGGCCCUUGAUGCAUAUUUUCUAAAUUAGUUUUAGGUUAUAUUUUAAGAUUCUCAGUGCAAUGAAAUAAAUUUUUUCUGUCACAAAGUAUGGCAUGACAUCCAGUUUGACAACUUGUUAGUGUCACACAGUUACAGUGCCCGAGUGUCCAUUUAAAUACUUUAAUGUUUGCAGAAAAUUUUCAAUGUUCUCUUGCCGGAGUCGCACCAAAAAGCAAACUAUGUUUAGUUCCACCCCUGCAAGCUGCAUGGGUAAACAUUUUGAAAGUCCACACGACUCCAAAACCUUCACAUUUUUGCAUGCAAAAUUAGAUGGAAUCAUCUAUAUAGACUUAAAUGAUUUCAUCUAUUUUGAACAGUGAGCUUUAUGACUUUGGCGUGACGGCCAUCUUUGAGUUUUACCAGCUUGUGAUGUCAUAGAUUUGUUUCAUAUCUCAAGAACGAGAAAGAUAAAGAAAAGUUGUGCAAUGAAUUAUUUUACAGUCUACCGAGUUCUUCUGUGUAAAAAGACAAUUACGAUUAACAUUUCUAUAGCGCAAAUUUACAUGUGGAUAUAUGAUCAAAUACGCUUCACAUGAUCAAGCCUAAUUACAGUUACUUAGCCUCUGGGCUUUUUUAUCUGUAUAACACUUGUGAUAUUACUUUCUUCAUUUAACUGUGUUUAUCCUAACCCACCCUGUCAACUUUCCCUGUGGGAGGAAACCGGAGCACCAGGAGAAGACCUGCUCGACUUUCCGUAGAGCGCAGGGAUGAAUAUAACGGUCGGCCACCGGCCAUUAGCCGAGCAAGAUGCUGAUAUGGCCGUCUACUGAUUACUCUGCACGGACAUUGUUGCCAACCGUUUUGUCUCAUCAAUUUCCAUAUUUUUUUCUUUCUUAAAAUUCAUUCUUGCAAAUCUUUUUAAAUUAAACAAAAUCUGUAAUCUUUAAUUAACACAUGCAAACAAAGAUUCCGUCUGCUAGACAAUCAUAGAAUCUGACUUCGUCCCGAUCCAUACAAUAACAAUGUCAUCUCGUGUGUUAAGAGAAAUAUUUCAUAUUAUAUAUACUGUUACUGCGUAAGUUAUCGUUGAUAUUGUGUAAUUUUGUUAAUCAUUAUGCAUGUGGUUUUGGACUUUUGGUACGUAGUUGUUACGGUUUUGGUUUCUAGUACUAUGACAACUGACAACGUCUCUCUUGAGAAUAAUGAAGUGUCGGAUCAUGUCCAACAAAAACAUGGGUUGUUGGUCUGACACAAUGUCAGACCAAGUUUUCAGAAGGCCUACUCUGGGACCUUAACUCGCCACGAGAUAAGGCGAGCCUAUGCGAGUUAAGGCGAGUUAAGGAAAAGAUCUGGCUACUGACCCUUGCGAGUUAAGGCGAGUUAGGGCGAGUUAAGGUGCCAGAGUAGGCCUUUGAGAAUUAUAUUGAACUCUGGCAGAGCGUUGACUGACUCUUUUAACAUGAGUCCGUGCUGCGCACUGGCCGGUGAAAGGCGAUUGCUCUGAUGACUACACCACUGAAACAUCAUUGAGUAAAUGUAUGUCACUGAUCAAGCGAUAAUGACGCAGUUUAAUUUUCUCGCUCCCAUCUUUAUCAACUUUUAUUGCAAAAAUACUGAUCUCUAUAUUUCCCAAGGUACAACUGGAGUGAACAUGGAAAGGUUAAAAAGUUCCCUGGCUUUGUUGGAAAGUGCUUUGAAAGAGCGAAGCAAACAGAUCGAAAUUCAAGCGAGGGAGAACAAUUUUUUACGCAAAGAACUACGGAGAAAAGAUAGCAUUAUAAACGAAUAUGACAGAAUGUUAAAACUAUACAAGUUCAAGGAGAACCAAGAACUCGGAAAGUUACGCAAAGAGAUCGGGAAGCUUCGUCAUACGAUUAUGGAUAAUAAUAUGCUCAUCCGGGAACACGAGAAUCGAAUUGACCAAUUACAAAACAAGAAUGAGAAAUUGAUGUCAGUGAUGAAACCGCAGACCAGUGUGAUACCACGUGUGCGGGCUCAGGGUGUGUCAGCCCCACCCAUGACCUUCAGUGUGGAUAGCUUACGGCGCUGGCCAAAAAAUACAAG